This is a messenger RNA of Aureobasidium subglaciale EXF-2481, 1992 nucleotides long. RefSeq lists its product as uncharacterized. Lineage: Eukaryota; Fungi; Ascomycota; Dothideomycetes; Dothideales; Saccotheciaceae. Gene Ontology annotation, molecular function: magnesium ion transmembrane transporter activity. The transcript is spliced from 2 exons. Gene Ontology annotation, cellular component: membrane. Gene Ontology annotation, biological process: magnesium ion transport. Bases 1 to 1992 code for a protein of 663 amino acids. The record is from RefSeq and is a predicted model, not a curated record.
AUGCUACUCGACUUUCUCCAUCUGGGAACGCUGGACAAGGUCAACGGUGGAUGGUCGUCCCUCAUAGGCAUAAUCACCGCGAUUAUUGGAAACAUCCUCAUCUCGUUCGCUUUGAACACACAACGAUAUGCGCAUAUACGACUCAAUCGCCAAUACCAGCAAGACGAGCAAGAGAGGAAAAGGAUUAAACGCAGCAGCAACCGCGACUCCCAGCAGGAGCGGAUAGCAGAGGAAAGACUGAGGCAGAAUCUGAAUGGCAAAGGCAGUCAUGCCGAGCCUUCAGAGUCCGAUCCGCUGCUUCCCUCGUCUGCAUCGUCGUCAUCCGAGUCGACGAUUCGCCCGAACAAGGACUCGUCUGCUACGCGGCCAAAGUCCUAUCUCAAGUCUCGCAUCUGGUGGCUCGGCAUAGCUCUCAUGACAGUCGGCGAGGCUGGAAACUUUCUCGCCUACGGCUUUGCGCCAGCCUCCGUCGUCUCGCCUCUUGGUGUUGUGGCCUUGGUGUCGAAUUGCUUGAUCGCGCCUCUGUUGCUGCACGAGCAGUUCAGGAUAAGAGAUGCAUUCGGUGUCAUAGUGGCUGUGGGUGGUUGUGUCACGGUCGUGCUCAGUGCCAGCGACAACAACCCCAAGCUGGGCCCCAACAAGAUCUGGGAGUUGAUCUCAGCAUGGGAGUUCAAGACAUACUUUGGCAUAACUGUCUUCUUGAUGCUAGUCCUGAUGUCUUUGAGCUCAAAGUAUGGGCACAAGUCCGUUCUCAUCGACCUUGGGCUCGUAGGUUUGUUUGGUGGCUACACAGCGCUGUCCACGAAAGGCGUCGCUUCGCUGCUCUCCAACACCAUCUGGCACGUCGUUACCUUCCCGAUCACCUAUCUCCUGGUCGCAGUCCUCGUGUCUACCGCCAUCCUGCAGAUCAAGUACCUCAACCGCGCUCUCCAGCACUUCGACUCGACACAGGUCAUCCCUGUCCAAUUCGUCAUUUUCACCCUGUCGGUCAUUGUAGGAAGCGCCAUCCUCUACCGCGACUUCGAAAGAACCACCACCGAUGACGCCAUCAAAUUCUUCGCAGGAUGCGCCUUGACAUUCUCAGGUGUCUGGCUCAUCACUUCAGGACGUGGAAAGCGUAGGCAGCAGGAUGAAGAGGAGGGCUCAGAAGACGGGGACGCAAUCGAUCUGCUUGACGAGGAACAUCAGCAACCAGAGAUCCGCGAAGUGCCUGACAGCGAUGCGCGUCGUGGCUCGCUGCGACCUCCAAAGUCGUCUCACUCUGCCCGCUCAGCGGCACCGUCUUUUGUCAUCACCUCUGAUGACGCCCCGACACAACCCUUCAGCUUUGAAGCCUCAUCACCCUUGAAUGACAACCCCUGGACGCUGCCUCAGCCCGCCAACAUUUCCUCAAUCCACCCUCGCUCGAACGCCAGCGUGGCUGCCGAGCAACGACUACAAAAUCCUCCACCCAUGCAUGCCACAACAUCCGCCCCAGUGCUCCCCACAAUCGCCUCCCAAAAGCUGAGCCCGCGACGACCCACUACACCGAACCGAGGCAUCAGUAGUCCUUCUAUCGACAGCCCAAACACCUUGUCGCCCUCCCAGCAACGAUACCGCCACAUCGAGAUUGGCGAAGCAACGCAGGCCGCUGGCCGCUUAAACACAUUGACGCAAAUCCUGCCCGGCCCACUCACGAACCCACUUUCAUCUUCCCUGUCAGCCAUUGUGGCAGAUAGUCUGCGUAAAGGCAUUGUAGACACUUCGCCAUCACUUGGAGGCCGUCGCAGGACUUCUGGCAGAGGCUCACGCACAGAAGCCAUGGAGGCAUUGCACGAAGGCACCAGUGCACCAUUACAGAGAAGCACAAGUACACCAUUACAAAGACCUGGAUCUUCCAGAGCUAGAGAUAGAAGUCUUAGUGCUACAUUGAGUGACAUGUUUCAUGGAGGCAGGAGAUCGAGAAGUGGAACGCUUGAAGAGGUUCCUGAUGAAGAGGAGGCUGUUCGUUGA